CCCCGCACCCUCCUCUCUCUCUCUCUCUCUCUCUCUCUCUCUCUCUCCCCCUUUCUCUCUUUUUCUCUCUAGCCCUCCAUCAUUGUCUCUCUCCUGAUGCCUCGAUGGAUGGGAGGCACAACCAGACCACAGGAAGGAUGACAAAUCAGCAGUUGGGGAAGCAGAAGGGUGUGGCUGAGGAGGGAGGCGAGGCAGAGCCUAAAGAAGGCGCUAAACAUCAACACUGCGGCUGGUUCGCACGCAACCUUCUCCUUACCCUUACUGUGUUGGGUGUGAUAGGAGGCACAGUGCUGGGCUUGCUGUUGCGUUAUGUUCCCGAUCUCGACUCAGACACACUCAUGCUCGUCUCCUUUCCUGGAGAUAUUCUGAUGAGGAUGCUGAAGAUGCUUAUCCUUCCCCUCAUCAUCUCCAGCCUCAUCACAGGUCUGGCCGGUUUGGAUGCACGCUCCAGUGGGAGAAUGGGCACUAGGGCCAUGGUGUAUUACAUGUCCACCACAGUUAUCGCAGCUGUACUGGGUGUGAUCCUGGUACUAGGCAUACACCCAGGGAACCCCAAACUCAGGGCAACCCAGGUGAACACUGGCCCCAAGGAUCAAGAAGUCAGCAGUAUGGAUGCUUUUCUGGACCUAAUCCGAAACCUGUUCCCUGAGAAUUUGGUUCAAGCCUGCUUUCAACAGGUUCAGACAGUGUUGAAGAAGGUCGCAGUGCCCGUUGAGAACCAGACAGAACCCAUUUUCAUCAACAAGAAGAAACUGGAGUUCAAGUGGGGGAUGAAUGUACUGGGUUUGAUUGGAUUCUUUAUCACGUUUGGGAUCUGCAUGGGCAAAAUGGGGGAGAAAGGGAAACUAAUGACAGAUUUCUUCAACAUCCUCAAUGAGAUCAUCAUGAAGAUGGUGUCCAUGAUCAUGUGGUAUUCCCCUGUGGGUAUCGCCUCCCUCAUCUGUGGGAAGAUUGCAGCCAUCGGUGACCUAGAGGUGGUUGCGAGGCAGCUGGGCAUGUACAUGGUUACCGUCAUCGUCGGCCUGAUUAUCCAUGGAGGAAUUAUCCUGCCAAUCAUAUUCUUCACUGUGACGCGGAAAAACCCAUUUGCCUUUUAUUCUGGAAUCUUCCAGGCCUGGAUCACUGCGCUAGGAACAGCCAGCAGUGCAGGGACAUUGCCCGUCACAUUUCGCUGUCUAGAAGAAAAUUUGAAUAUUGAUAAACGGGUCACCCGGUUUGUGCUGCCUAUCGGGGCUACCAUAAACAUGGACGGCACAGCCCUGUAUGAGGCUGUUGCAGCCAUUUUCAUAGCCCAAAUGAAUGGGAUCGAUUUGGACGGAGGACAGAUUGCCACUGUGAGUAUGACAGCCACUCUGGCCAGUGUGGGAGCGGCCAGUAUUCCCAGUGCUGGACUGGUCACCAUGCUGCUAAUCCUUACUGCUGUAGGCCUCCCAACGCAGGACAUCAGUCUGCUCAUUGCUGUAGACUGGCUGCUUGAUAGAAUGCGUACCUCCAUCAACGUGGUGGGCGAUUCGUUUGGAGCGGGAAUCGUGGACUUCCUGUCGCGGGCGGAGCUUGCUCAGAUUGACGGCGACAUUCCUCUCUCAGACGAGGAGUUUGUCCCACCUCCUCCUUUAUUGACUGAUAUUGACCUGAUUGACCCUCUGUGUCCUCCUGAAUUACCCCCGCGCUCCCCAAGACCCCCCAAACUGAAUCACCACCACCCUCCAUCUUUUAGCCAGUCUCAGUCUCACUCCAUCCCUCACUCGCCCAGGUCUGUUCGCUCUCCUUCACCCCGCUCUAUCCGUUCCCCCUCGCCUCGCUCCGUCUGCUCCCACUCCCCGCGGCCUUUCCGCACUCACUCUCCCUGCCUCCUGCGCCGCGCAGAGCCUGGAUACUGUGCCCUGCCCUCCAUUGACAACCAGGUGCCCACGUUGCCCCGGGGCUACAGAGAGAGAAACCGAGAGAGAGAGCGAGAUAGAGAGAGGGGGAGACUGCGUGGGCGAGAGAGAGACAAAGAAAGUGAGACAGAGGAAGAAGAAGAGAAAGAGAGGAUGAUGAUGGAUGAGGGGAGUGACGGGGAAGAAAGUGAUGACACCGCUUACGAUCGAAGUCACGCUAUCCCUCCCUGUGAUCUCCCCUGAGGGCUGGUCAGUCCCACGCACUGCCCACUCAGCACACUUUCACCACGCUCCCUUCUGCUGGUUAUCAGGUGAAACGCUGGCUGUUUUUGAGUCUGGGCAGGAGCAAGUGUUGGUUCUUUUUCUUCGCAAUGUGAUUCUCUGCUUUGUGUGAAUGGGCUGAGAAGAAGCUUUGAAGCUUUUGGUUAAUUCUAAUCAUUUUUUAAUAAAAAUCAGAUUCACACAAUUUUCCACGUAACCCAAAUGUAGGACGAUUAGCCAAGAUGUUUUGUGCCCAGUAUUUAGUUUUUUUAGUUUUGCACUGGAACAACGAGGCCAAUAUAAUAUACCCCACCAAUUUGCAUCAUCAUGCACUGUUCAAAACACAGUUAAAACAUACAAUGGUGGACAGAAACCACAGAACUUGCUGCAUUUAGUGGUGACAGCGUGAUAAUCUAGGCAUGCAGUUUGCACGGUGCUACUGGGGUAUAGGGUUCUAAUACUUUUUAGCUGCAUUAGCAUUAGAUGAAAACUUUAGAAACAAAACAGGUCUUGGCUGACUGUCCACAUUCGGAGUCAGGCGGGGGGUGGGGGGGGGUGCUUUUUUUUUAUUUUAUUUUUUUUUUAUUUGCUAGACUAUUUCUUUAAUGCUUUGCCACAGUCCUAUCCAAAACAACUCUGAGCCCAUUUCCAAAUAACAUACUAACAUACUGACUAAUUUAUUGGUAGGGCAAUUUUAGGGUUGUUUUUCUUACAUCUUAAUGAGAGUGAAUCGGGGUCAUUGGCUGUUCCUGCUCAGCCAUUCACUCCUUUUAUUGCUGGUCCUUAUCAUUCCUUUCAUAUUGCUUUAUGAAUCCCUGUGUUUGAACAAGGGAUCAGUCAGAUCAGAUUAAAGGCCAGUUUCUUUUCUCUCCUUUCUUGAAAUUCCUUCAUCAUGUACGUCCCUUGUUUGCCCGUUCAUUCGUUAUCCUACUAGAUGUUCUCUUAUACAGUAAAGACUUGGGUAGGUGUCGGACGAACAAGAAAUAAAAACACAAGAUUGCUGUCAUGGCAGCUACAGGGAGCGCAUAGCCUAGUGAAGUUUUAUAUAUAGGUCUUCUAGUCCUGUCCAGUAUGUCUCUCCAUUUCCUUGUUAGCUUAACCUUUAAUCACAGCAAAAACGUGCUGUAUGUUCAUAAACUACAUUCUGAUAAACUGAUAAAUUUGCAAAAAACCUGCCUGCUAUUCUGGAUUCUGUUGUCACAGCUGUUUUAGCAGUCAAGUUACCUUGAUGUUAAUAUUUAUUUUUAUUGGAUUUGAUUUGAUUUUACUUUGUAUUGCUAGUAUUCUUUCUUUUUCGUGUGGUGUGUGCUACGAUGGGUCAUUAGUUGUUUUUUUUUUCUGAACUACAUUCAAACCAGUUUUCUUUCUUUGAUUUUUUUCAGAUCUGUGUAUACGUGUCAUUUCAUCACUCUUUUGUCUGAUUUCUGUCUUUCUGAGCGUUUGUUUGUUGUAUGAUAGGCUCUUAAUUGUCUUUCUCUGUCUCUCUGAAAUGCCUUUCGUCAGCCAUUUCCCAUUCCUCUUCAGCUGACACAUCCAGUUCGAGUGUAUACUGUACGUAAUAAAAUCUUAGAGAAUUAUUUCAGUUA
This is a messenger RNA of Pygocentrus nattereri (red-bellied piranha), 3727 nucleotides long. RefSeq names its product solute carrier family 1 member 9 (gene slc1a9). Gene Ontology annotation, molecular function: L-glutamate transmembrane transporter activity; neutral L-amino acid transmembrane transporter activity; glutamate:sodium symporter activity. The record is from RefSeq and is a predicted model, not a curated record. Lineage: Eukaryota; Metazoa; Chordata; Actinopteri; Characiformes; Serrasalmidae. Bases 105 to 2123 code for a protein of 672 amino acids. Gene Ontology annotation, cellular component: plasma membrane. The transcript is spliced from 11 exons. Gene Ontology annotation, biological process: L-glutamate transmembrane transport.